Messenger RNA from Lodderomyces pseudojiufengensis, 816 nucleotides. Its product is annotated as class I SAM-dependent methyltransferase. The coding region runs from base 1 to 816 and encodes 271 amino acids. Lineage: Eukaryota; Fungi; Ascomycota; Pichiomycetes; Serinales; Debaryomycetaceae. The record is from RefSeq and is a predicted model, not a curated record. The transcript has a single exon. Gene Ontology annotation, cellular component: endoplasmic reticulum. Gene Ontology annotation, biological process: sterol biosynthetic process. Gene Ontology annotation, molecular function: sterol 24-C-methyltransferase activity.
AUGAUUGAUCAAAUGUAUUAUUCCAAUGGAUAUCAAGAAUCAAAAUCAAAAUUUCAUUCAUAUAGAAAUGUUGAAAAUUCAGGAAAAUUUAUUACACCAUAUUUACAACAAAAUUAUAAAAUGUUAGAUGUUGGUUGUGGACCAGGUUCAAUUACUUUAGAUUUUGCUAAAAAUUAUUUAACUAAAGGAGGAUCGGUAGUUGGAAUUGAACCAAUUCAACAAUUAGUUGAUACAUGUAAUGAAUUAAAACAAAAUUUACAAGUUGAUAAUGCUAAAUUUCAAUUAGGUUCAAUUUAUAAAAUUCCAUUUCCUGAUAAUUGUUUUGAUUUAGUAUAUUGUAAUCAAGUUAUUGUACAUUUAGAUGAUCCAAUAAGAGGUUUAAAAGAAUUAUUAAGAGUUGUAAGACCAGGUGGAUUUAUUUGUUUAAGAGAUGCAGAUUUACAAUCAACAAUUAUAACUCCAAUAAAUUAUGAAAUUUUAAAACAUUAUAGUAUUGUAAUCACUGGAAAUAAUAGAUCAUCAGAUAUAAGAGCAGGUAGGAAUUUAAAAUCCAAAAUUUUAAAAGCUGGAUAUGAUGCGAACAAGAUAAAAGAUAUAUCAAUUGACCCUAGUUUAAUUUGGAGGAAAACAGAUAAAAGAAUUUGGUCAGAUAUAAAUUUAGAAAGAAUUAAGUCUUCAAAUGAAAUUGCUUACCCUUUGGAUUUUGGAAGAACUGGUGAAAUUGAAAAACAAGUUAUGAAAUUAUAUCCUGAAUGGGUUGAAGAUGAUGAUUCUUUAAUUAGUAUUCCAAAUUUUCAAAUCGUCUAUCGAAAAUGA